Molecule: messenger RNA, 972 nt
Organism: Penicillium malachiteum
Lineage: Eukaryota; Fungi; Ascomycota; Eurotiomycetes; Eurotiales; Aspergillaceae
Product: GOLPH3/VPS74 family protein
Exons: 4
Coding region: 1-972 (323 amino acids)
Biological process (GO): retrograde vesicle-mediated transport, Golgi to endoplasmic reticulum; Golgi to plasma membrane protein transport; Golgi vesicle budding
Cellular component (GO): Golgi cisterna; trans-Golgi network; cytosol
Molecular function (GO): phosphatidylinositol-4-phosphate binding
Source: RefSeq, a predicted model, not a curated record
AUGUCCGCAGCCGGGGGCUUGACUCGCCGACGAGGCGGCGGUCGAGCUGCUGGCCCAGAAGAACAAGAUGACAGCCGUGUGUCGUCGCCUGUAUCGAGGAAUGGCUCUGCGAUGGAUAACCGUGGUCCAGAGACCUCAUUCACGGCUGGAGAGAAUGGUCACAAAAUCGCAUUCGACCCCCGCGACCUCAGCGAAACCGAAGAGCGGAGCAAGCAACCCAAAUUGACGUUGAUGGAGGAGGUUCUAUUGCUGGGUCUGAAAGAUAAACAGCAUGCAGAAGGAUUCAUCGCGCCGACGCUUCCCCUGGCCGACCGCGUGAUCGAAGUCAUCGACGACACAUUGACCGGGGAAGUCUUGCUGGACGAGACGCUAAAGAUGAUGAAGUCGAGUGAGAAGAUGAGCGUGAACUCAUGGAUUGACUUGCUGAGUGGUGAAACUUGGAACUUGAUGAAGAUUGGGUAUCAAUUGAAACAAGUGCGUGAGCGAUUGGCCAAGGGCCUCGUGGAUAAGGGUAUCCUCCGAACCGAGAAACGAAACUUCCUCCUCUUCGAUAUGGCAACACACCCCGUGGCUGAUGGUGGCGCCAAAGAUGAUCUUCACCGACGGGUGCGCAACAUUUGCAGCAACCGUACAGUGAUUAUUCCUUCCUCUCAGUGGCUUCCUGAGGAUGCCGAGUUCCGCUAUCUCCGUACCGUCACAAUGGUCUGUGCUGCGUAUGCGGCCAAUGUGCUGGAGAACGCUCUGGUCACUAUGAGUCACGAGUCUCGGGAAAGAGCAUUUGCCCAAGUGGAUGAAUUGUUGGCUGAGUACUCGCAAUGGCCAUUUGCCCGACGACCGGGCGGUUCUCAGGCAAUUGGAGCCAACCUAGCUCAAGCGAUCAACGACGAAGUCAACAAACAGGACCGAGAGCUUCAGCUGGAGAUUGUUGCCGCAUGCUUGAGCGUUUUCACCAGACUUGAUUCCCUACUGUAA